Rhodofomes roseus is the source of this 3147-nucleotide messenger RNA. RefSeq lists its product as uncharacterized. The coding region runs from base 1 to 3147 and encodes 1048 amino acids. The record is from RefSeq and is a predicted model, not a curated record. The transcript is spliced from 10 exons. Lineage: Eukaryota; Fungi; Basidiomycota; Agaricomycetes; Polyporales; Fomitopsidaceae.
AUGUACAGCACCCUCCCUUUCGCCAAGUGUCGGAUUACGCCUACCGGACUGCAGUCCGUGAAGGAUGGUCUUGACCAUGAUGGCCUCGGUCAAAGCUAUCCGACUCGUCUUCACUCCGCUGCUCUCGCAUUUUUGGUCUCUGGUGUACGAAAGGAUGGGCAACACGGCCUGCCCAGGGAUGCGUUUCAUCCUGACUGUAAGGCUGCCAAGACGCCAGGCAGCCACGGAAAUUACAACAUGAGGUGCGAGCUACUCGGCGUCGCGUUUGAUUCAAUCACGGCGUACGACCGCCUUAGUGGCGGCGCUACCAUUGUCGUGUCCAUUCCUGGGAGCAUGAGGCCCGGCUCUGAUCUCCAGCUCGAGAACAUCCAGACGGAUGUCUAUUUUCCGCCUGGAAUCUUCGACGAGCUGCCGGAGCUUCAGCCCAUCCUCUCACAGCUCGUCCAGCUUACCGUCGAGCUCAUUGGCAUGCCGGUCUGUCGGCGCUGGCGGCGUGCCGCAGAGCUUGCCGGUUGGGACCUAUCCUUCAGCGACGAGAGCCUGAGGCCGAACCAUGACGGUCCAUUUCCCAUCUUCCCCGUCAUCACCAACAGCUCUCAUUACAGGAUUUGGGGUCGGUGUACGGGGGAGCUGGAAGGGCUCCUUACCGCCACAGGGUAUACAGGCAGUCUUGUUGGAGUCAGCGUUGCCCCGCACUGCGACACAUCUUCCCCUCACGCUGGUGCGCCUGAGCCCUUUAACAACGCAACCUCCUCCGAUGCUGCGUGUCUGGCUGCGGAUGAGGUAGGCCACCUGCGUAUCGAGAAUGCGCAGCUACGCAAACUCGUACAUCAGCUGAAAGGUGAGAUCGCUGCGCUGCGUGGUCCUCCGAACGAGACCAUCGACACCGUUCGCUUGCUGUUCGGCCCCGACGCGGACGCACCACCUUCCCGGUCCAUACCUUCUCCUGUCACGUCAGUCGCAACGUCCCCAACUUCGUCUCGUGGGACUGUCUUGAAGUCCCCGCCUUCGUCUCGUGGAUCUUUUAUCCCCGCCAUCUCUCUCACGAGACCCCCGUCCUCGUCCGGCGGAGACGCUCCACCGCCCAGCAUCAUCCUACCGCAGCUCGCAGACUGCUCUCCGCUGAGGGCCAAGCCUGCGGCUCCGGCGGCGCAACCUAUGGCCCGUUCGCAGCUGGCAACUGCCAGCGGCCGUGUCGUUGCGGUGCGUGCGUCAGCAUCCAGCGACGGCAACAAGGCGCCGAAGAAGGACACUCCGUCCAGAACCGCCGAGGUGAAGGCUGUUCAGGGCGGUACGCGCCCCCUACCUGCUGAGCCGUUGCCCCCGAGGGCAUUGUCAAUUAAGCCACAGCUCGGGAGCUCUUUUGGCUCGCCUAUCGCCAAACCUAGGGUGACACGUUCCAUACGUUCGCUGCCUUCCGGUUCGCCCGUGUCAAUCUCUGACUCGGAGUCCUCUGUGGGAUCUUCCUCGCGUCCGCUUUCUCCGAUGUCCCCGUUCGUGUCCUCGUCGCCGCAGGCAGAGUCUAUCCCCGCGACGAUGAUCAUCGGUUUUGGCUACCGCUCGGCCCGCUACCUCGCCAACAUCGGCCUCCCGAAGUAUUCCAACCAUGUACUGGAUGAUGUGGCUUUGACGUUUGCGGCAGUGCUGUGGCCAGAGGAACUUCGCCGUCGUCUCAGCAUCAGCGAGGAGCAGGCCUCAGGGCUGGCGGAAGCGAUGGUGGCAGACACGCACGAUCAGACCACACCUGAUUGGGCUGGGAUGGCACUGCUACCGAGCUCGCCGUCGGAUCCCGCUACCAACCUAGUAAAGGCCCCUCAAUUGUGCCGUUCAAGCUAUGCUAUGCACAAAAAUGGUUCUAGCCGUACGGUCACUGUUGCACCAGCGGCGGAUACGCCUAGUCAUCAAAGCCGUCCGCCUCAAGUUCCCACCUCACAGAAAGAAGCGUUACAGGCGCAGCGUGCUGCAAAGCAGCAGAAGAUCCACACGGAACUCGAAGCGUGGUACCAGCAGACUGCGGCGUUGGCGGCCAAAUUAGGAGAAGAGUUCGACCAGUCGCAGUCCCACUUCCUGACCAUGAUGUUCCAGUUCGGGACGAAGGAGGCCGAUAAACGCAAGCCAAAUCUGUACAACGCCUGGCUCCACUGGCGCGCAAACCAGGUGAACGAAGACCUCCCAAGAGGCGAGCGGAAGAAGCUUCGAGAGAUUCAACUCGAGUACGGCGAUGAGUAUUACGACCUUACAGACACACAGAAGGAGGAGAUUAUGGCCGACCUCACCAAGGAGCGGGAUUCGACCUCGGAGGGAGCGUUUCGCUUGACGUCCAGGGGGCGACUGAAGAUACUGUAUUCAACGCUCAAGAAGAUCGAGAAGAUGUACGAGUUCCUCAAGAUCAUGUGCGGCAUCGACGUGAUGUCGCUCAUCGUUCGGAACGACGCCUCAUUUCAUUUCAGCCCUAUCUGGUUCUUUACUGAUAAGAGCAUCCCCGGUUACCUCGUCAACAAUAUACGCAAGGGUUGGGACUCGGACAGGAUUGCUGCAAUGGUCGAAGCCUUUGUGCUGGCGAAGUGCGACAUUCGGAGCAUGGCAAACACGUCGAAGCUCAAGGCGAAGCAAUUGAAAGCUCAAAUCCAAGACAAGAUAACUGAGCUUCUCGUCGCCAUUACGAAGAACCCGAACGUGCAUAUGCAUUACAAGACCUUUGAACGCGACAUCGUCAUCCGAUAUGGAAUCGACAUCAAAGGCUGGACCUACCCAACGUUCAACAGCCCCUCGAAGCUGAGCACAAGCCUCCCUCCCCUCCAGACCCUCUUCGACGCACUGGAAUCUGGUGCCUGCCGCUUUGUCGUUCUCUCCACGGAAGACCAUGCGAAGCGCAAGGCCGAUUAUGCGAGGAAGGUUGCUUCCGGGGAGAUUGCGCCGCGCAAGACUCGCAGCGAUGCGGGUCGCAAACGCAGAAAGCAGGCCAAGAGGUCUGCUCCUGGAGGACGCGCUGGUGGCAGGGAUGGCGGUAGCAGCAGCAGCAGCAGCGAUUCGAGUGAUGAGGAGCGGGAGACUGACGGCCCUGUACGCAAGCGACGCCGUACUGCGACCUCUGGUGCUCGCAAGGCGGCCCCCAAGAGCCGUCCGAUUGUUGACGAGUCCGACUAG